Molecule: messenger RNA, 1053 nt
Organism: Choloepus didactylus (southern two-toed sloth)
Lineage: Eukaryota; Metazoa; Chordata; Mammalia; Pilosa; Megalonychidae
Gene: SFT2D1
Product: SFT2 domain containing 1
Exons: 8
Coding region: 72-551 (159 amino acids)
Biological process (GO): vesicle-mediated transport
Cellular component (GO): membrane
Source: RefSeq, a predicted model, not a curated record
UCCGGGCGUGAGUGAGGGCUUGGCGAGGUCUUGGCAACGGAGCAGCGGCCGCCGCGGCCCGGGCAGAGGCUAUGGAGAAGCUGCGGCGGGUCCUGAGCGGCCAGGACGAGGAGGAGCGGGGCCUGACCGCGCAGGUCCUGGAUGCCACUUCCCUUAGUUUCAACACCAGAUUGAAGUGGUUUGUCAUAUGCUUCGUAUGUGGCAUCUUCUGUUCUGUCCUUGGAACUGGAUUGCUGUGGCUUCCCCAAGGCAUGAAGCUUUUUGCAGUGUUUUAUACUCUUGGAAAUAUUGCUGCAUUAGCCAGUACAUGUUUCUUAAUGGGACCUGUGAAGCAACUGAAGAAAAUGUUUGAAACAACAAGAUUGCUUGCAACAAUUCUUAUGCUUUUGUGUUUUGUACUUACCUUGUGUGCUGUUUUUUGGUGGCACAAGAGGGGAUUGGCCGUAUUAUUCUGCAUAUUGCAGUUCGUGUCAAUGACCUGGUAUAGUUUAUCAUACAUCCCAUAUGCAAGGGAUGCAGUAAUUAAAUGCUGUUCCUCUCUCCUAAGCUGAAAAUCAGAAACUUUUUGGAAAGGAAAGUUUGAAAGUUCUAUUCUGUUUUUGGUGAAGUAUGUUUUCCUGAUGUAAGAAUCACUCCAAAAACAACUACAGUGACAGUUUAAGACCACUUUGUAUACUGGUAAAAAAGAAUAUGUUUAAUGAAACUGUUAAAUUCUUGUAAAUUUAUAUUCAUUAUGUGUCAUUAAUACGUUCUUCCAAAGAUCAGGAGAUUUUAAUCAUUACUCAUUGUAAAUUACCUGUUCUCAGUUUUUUAAUCUUUUAAAACAGCUUUUGAGGUGUGAAUAUUUAAGGAUUAAUCUGUGCUGCAAGAUAUAUUCAGCCUUUUUGGCUCUUUUUAAAAUAUCUUCAUUUUAAAAUAUCUUUUUUUUUCUUUUUUACUUUAUAUGUGAAAGUUCUUACUUCAAGCUAAAAAAUGCUUAUUAUGUUUAAUAAAAAAUAAUAUAUAUAAAUCUUUACUAUUUUGAAAUAAACCCAGACUUGGAAAACCGACAUU